Messenger RNA from Clonostachys byssicola, 456 nucleotides. The record is from the annotation of a GenBank genome assembly. NCBI's taxonomy places the organism in Eukaryota, Fungi, Ascomycota, Sordariomycetes, Hypocreales, Bionectriaceae.
AUGGGCUCCCGCACUGGCCGCCGGAUAUUGAUCAUCAAUGGUCCGAAUCUCAAUCUACUAGGCACAAGAGAGCCUCACCUAUACGGGAAAACCACGCUCAAAGAGGUCGAGGCUGCCGCACAAGCAAAAGCCGCUGAGCUUGGUUCCACGCUCCAAACAUUUCAAUCCAACUCCGAAGGUGCCAUCGUUGAUCGAAUUCAAGAAGCUCUCGGAAAUAUCGAUGUCAUUAUUAUCAACCCAGCGGCAUACACGCACACAGGUGUUGCAAUUCGCGAUGCCUUACUUGGCGUGAAUAUACCGUUUAUCGAACUGCAUGUAGUCAAUGUCCAUGCGAGGGAACAUUUUAGGCACCAUAGCUAUUUUCACGAUAAGGCCAAGGCAGUCAUUUGCGGGCUAGGAGCUUUUGGCUAUAUUUCUGCACUUACAUAUGCCGCAAGCGAGUUACAGCUCGAUUGA